Molecule: messenger RNA, 1782 nt
Organism: Bubalus bubalis (water buffalo)
Lineage: Eukaryota; Metazoa; Chordata; Mammalia; Artiodactyla; Bovidae
Product: putative killer cell immunoglobulin-like receptor-like protein KIR3DX1
Exons: 9
Coding region: 105-1472 (455 amino acids)
Source: RefSeq, a predicted model, not a curated record
AUGUGACAUGACCCAGGCAGACUGUAUCAACACCGCCCGCUUCCGCAUCCUGUGACUCGGUCAGCUUUGCUCAGUUCUGCCUCCUGUCUCACAGAAGCAGAGCCAUGCGCCCCACACUCCUCAGCCUCCUGAGUCUGGGAUUCUGUGUGAGUCUGAGGAUCUGGCCAGCUGUGGGUAAAUAUGAGAAGCUGUCUUUGUCCGCCUGGCCAAGCCCCGUGGUUCCCUUAGGACAGACUGUGACACUUCGCUGUCACUCCCGUUCUCCACUUAAGAGAUUCAUACUGUUCAAAACAGAUGGGAGAAGGCGUUUGCCUGUGCUCCAGGGACGUUAUGUCAACAACUUCAACCUUGGCCCUGUGACCAGAGAACAUGCCAGGUCCUACACGUGUUCUGGAGCCUACUGGUCUGCACACAGUGACCCUCUGCAGAUUGUGGUCACAGGUGUGUUCACAAAACCCUCCAUCUCAGCCCACCCAGGGCCCCUCGUGCAGCGGGGAGAGAAUGUGACCCUCCACUGUCACUCAUCGGUGGUGUUUGACAAGUUUAUCCUGCACCAGGAAAGCAGUACAGGGCAUUUACAGAGACGUGGAGAGAUGCUCACUGGUGGGCAUGCCGCAGCUGACUUUGUCAUUGGCCCCAUGACUUUGGCGAGUGCGGGCACCUACAGAUGCUACGGCUCUCUCAGUGGCUCCCCCUAUGAGUGGUCAGCCCCCAGCGACCCCAUGGACAUUGUCAUCACAGGUCUGUCCAAGAAACCCUCUCUCUCAGCCCAGGGGGGCCCCGUGGUGAGGUCAGGAGAGAACGUGACCUUGGUCUGCAGCUCCGAGAGAGCCUUUGACCAGUUCCAUCUGCUCAUGGAGGGUGAGGACCUUGGGCGACUACUCGCUGGAGGGCGGGGCCACCACGGAGCCCUCCAGGCAGAGUUCCCUCUGGGUCCUGGGACCCCGGCCCACAGCGGGAUCUACAGGUGCUACGGCUCUUUCACUCACUCUCCCUACUUGUGGUCAGACUCCAGCGACCCACUGUUCCUGUCUGUCACAGGAUCCACUACAAGUACUUGCCCAUCAUCCAUGGAACCACACACCACAGAAGAAGCACAGCUUCCUCAAGCACACUCCAGCACAUGGUACAUUGUCCUUGGGCUCAUCAUAGCCUUCACCUCUACCAGCAUCAUCCUCACUGCUCUUGUCUAUCACUGGUGUUCUACCCAAAAUCAUGUUGCUAUCAUGGAAGGAGAGCCCAAGGAAGACAGAACAGUGAAUGACGAGGACCCAACAGCAGAGGAUGUGAUAUUCGUCCACUUGAACUACAGGACCCUCUCUGAGAUACUGUUCACUCCCACUCCCCUGAGCCCCAUGCACUUCUUCACCGAGACCAGUAUCUAUGAGGAAUUCGAUGUAAACCAAGACCAUGCUGACCCUGACCUGGCCCCAUCCUUUGAGCACACAGAGUGUUAUAAAUUGAAGAGCUAGAUCUCUUUUUAGAGGGGUUCCUCCGUGGGCACUCCUUCUCCUCCUCCAAAGAGGCCAACAGCUCUGCAGUCAAGAAUGGAUUCCAAGAAUUAAAGGAUAGUCUUCAAAACUCCCACGAAAUCUUAGUAAUCCCCUGGCUAUUCUAAUACUCUAUUUUAACUAUGUAACCUUCUGGGGGAAGUUAUUCUUAUCAAUUGUACAUACUGGGUAGGUUACCAUGAUCAUCCUACCUUUUUGAAAAUUCCAGUAAAGCAUAAAAAUUGCAAGUUGAUUCUUCAAAUUAUUCAGUUUAAAAUAAAAGAAAGCCUUU